AUGAAUUCUGAGGGACUGGCGACCCCUUCUCUUCCCCCCAUCGCAGAAGACCCUCCUCCUCCUCCCAGGGGCCCCCGCCUGCCUCGCCCCUUCCUCCGGAGUCUCCGGGUCCUCUUCGAAAUUCUGGACGAUCAACGCCGGGGGACCGUCCACAUCUCGGAAAUCGAGAGCCGCUGGGGUCGGGGCGGCUGCGGGGUGGUGGCCCCCCAAGAGGACCAAGAGAUCCCAGCCGGGGUCCUGCAAGCUCUCCAGCGAGUGGCAGAGCCGUGCGGGGGCUUUUUAAGUUUCCCCCGCCUAGUGGCCGGGUUGAGCAUUGCCCUCCUCCAAACCGAAGACGGAGGAGCAGAGGAGGCGGAGGCGGAGGUGGAGGAGGACGGGGGACGCGGAGCUGCCCUGGUGAAGAAGGCGAGUCGGACACGAGCAUCUGAUGGGAAAGGAGUUACUCGAUCCAGGAGCACAAACAGCUUCUUGUCCCAAAGCGGGAGGUGCAGGAUGACUCCAAAGGAACCGUGUAGAAACACCAUUUCUGGUGCCGUGGAAUAUGAAAUGCUGAAGCAGAUGCAGCAGCUGGAACGAGAAUGCGAUGCCUUGUUACAAGGCCUGGACAUGGUUAACCAGGUACGCGACUGGUUACAGUGCCACCUGCUGGAAGCUCAAAAGCGCCAGAAGCACAUGGGAGCCCAGGCGAAUGAUUGCCGAGAUUCUUACUCUACGCAGAGCAGCCUGCUGUUGGCCAAGAUCCAGGAAGUCAACCUGUGCUUGAAAAGCUUACUCACUUUUUCUGGAAAGUCCGAAGUGCCACUCAAAAAUUGGGGGGUUCCCUUUUCCUCGCCAGAAAAUCCAUUCCACCAGCAAGCCAUCGUCGUGCUAAAGGAACAGAACCACCUGUUGACCAAGGAGGUGUCCCAAAAAUGCCAUCGCAUUGCGCAACUGGAAGAAGAAAAGGCAUCCCUUUGCAAGCAGCUGAAGGAGAGCUGGGGUUGUAAACUCCCCAGCCACAAGGAGUUCACCUUCAUUUGACAAGAAGCUGAAGGGUGGGUGAC
This is a messenger RNA of Pseudonaja textilis, 1043 nucleotides long. RefSeq names its product suppressor APC domain containing 1 (gene SAPCD1). Lineage: Eukaryota; Metazoa; Chordata; Lepidosauria; Squamata; Elapidae. The record is from RefSeq and is a predicted model, not a curated record.